UCUCUCUCUCUCUGUCUAAACAAUGCCAGGUUCAUUGCCUGACCUCUGCACUGGUGACGAAGAGCUGCUGGCUUAUUUCUCCAGUAGCUCAUAUGAUUUGUUUGGAUCAACGGUUUCCAAGGGAACAGCUAAGCUCCUUGAGAAACAGAACAGGAUUUUUUCAGGGCUGUUGGUCAAUCUCAGGACCGUUGUGCCUUGGCUGUCAUGGCUUCAGUACUUGAGCAUCACUCGGUAUGGCUGUGCGGCUUUGCAGCACAAUGAAUUUUGGGGACAGAACUUCUGCCAGGGACUCAAUGUAACCGCAAACACUACCUGUAGCUUUGCAAUAUGCACUGGAGAAGAAUUCUUGAUGGACCAGGGCAUCAGUCUCUCACCUGGGGCCUGUGGCAGCAUCAUGUAGCCUUGGCAAGCAUGACUGUUAUCUUCCUUACAGUGCUGACCUAAAAUGGUUAUUUCUUAACAAAUAUUCUUAAAUUCCUCUUUAAUGUACAUGAUUGAUCUACAUAGUAAAAAGGGAGCACCCCGGCCAGGUGGCUCAGUUGGUUAGACUGUCAUUCUGAUACGCCGAGGUUGUAGGUUUGCUCUCUGGUCAGGGCACAUACACGAAGCAACCAGUGAAUGUAUAAAUGAGUG
This is a messenger RNA of Molossus molossus (Pallas's mastiff bat), 633 nucleotides long. RefSeq names its product broad substrate specificity ATP-binding cassette transporter ABCG2-like. Lineage: Eukaryota; Metazoa; Chordata; Mammalia; Chiroptera; Molossidae. The record is from RefSeq and is a predicted model, not a curated record. Bases 23 to 400 code for a protein of 125 amino acids. The transcript has 4 exons.